This is a messenger RNA of Cyprinus carpio (common carp), 1950 nucleotides long. Its product is annotated as vesicle-trafficking protein SEC22b-B. Gene Ontology annotation, cellular component: Golgi membrane; SNARE complex; ER to Golgi transport vesicle membrane. Gene Ontology annotation, biological process: vesicle fusion with Golgi apparatus; retrograde vesicle-mediated transport, Golgi to endoplasmic reticulum; endoplasmic reticulum to Golgi vesicle-mediated transport. Gene Ontology annotation, molecular function: SNAP receptor activity. Lineage: Eukaryota; Metazoa; Chordata; Actinopteri; Cypriniformes; Cyprinidae. The transcript has 6 exons. The coding region runs from base 146 to 805 and encodes 219 amino acids. The record is from RefSeq and is a predicted model, not a curated record.
UACAGCGACGCCAAACAGUCACGUAUUUCCGGCCAGCUCAGCGUACGGAGGAGUGUUGUGAAGCUGCAAUCCAGAUACAGACAUUUGUACAGCUGUUAACCGCUCCACGUACACUUGCUGUGUGAAAAUCUGACAUUACAGCGAAAUGGUGCUGCUGACAAUAAUCGCGCGGCUGGCGGACGGACUGCCGCUGGCGGCUUCAAUGCAGGAGGACGAGCAGGGAAGUGAAAAGAUGGGUCGAGAUCUCCAGCAAUAUCAGAGCCAAGCCAAACAGCUCUUCCGCAAAUUAAAUGAACAGAGUCCAAACCGAUGCACCUUAGAGGCUGGAUCAAUGGCUUUUCACUAUGUCAUAGAGAAAGGCGUUUGCUAUCUGGUGCUCUGUGAGGCCGGGUUUCCUAAAAAGCUAGCCUUCGCUUAUCUCGAAGAUCUGCAGGCAGAGUUUCAUGAACAACAUGGCAAGAAGGUGCCCACGGUCUCCAGGCCCUACUCCUUCAUAGAGUUUGAUACAUAUAUUCAGAAGACCAAAAAGUCAUACAUUGACAGCAGAGCACGUAGGAACCUGAGCAACAUCAACACAGAGUUACAGGAUGUACAGAGAAUCAUGGUGGCCAACAUAGAAGAAGUUCUGCAAAGGGGGGAGGCCUUAUCUGCAUUGGACUCAAAGGCCAGCAACUUGUCCAGCCUGUCCAAGAAAUACAGAAGUGAUGCUAAGUACCUGAACACUCGCUCCACAUAUGCUAAGCUAGCUGCGGGUGGAGUCUUCUUCAUCAUGCUGAUCGUGUACAUACGCUUCUGGUGGCUGUGAGGUGUGGGAUGUAUGGAGGGAAGUGGAGCUCUUGAGAAAGUUACAGGUGAAAAGCAGACAGACUCUCAAAUGAUGACAAGUUCAACAUUUGUGUUUUAAGGCCACAGCUUGUUCUUAAAGACUGUUGGAUCCAGCAUUUUCCCUCCUAAUAAGCUGUCAAGUCCCUAACCUGAUCAUCGCCGGUAUCUGUUUUAUGAACUACACAGAAAUUUGUCUGCCAUGUUUGAAGUGUGAAUGAAAGAGAGAAUGAAAGUGGGUUUCCCUGUAUACUGUAUGUCUUUGUGAAAUCCCUCAGUUCAUGGAAAUUAAUCUUGUAUACUGUAAAACAGUAAACCAUAGAGCAGCAGUGCAUCCCAAAAAGCUGAAUUGAUAAUUCAUUAACAUUGUGGGUUGGAUCAGUUCCACUGACCACUUAUUAAUGCUCCUCAUGCUAUGGACGUUAGGUAAGGUUUACUUCCAGCCAGGGGAGUAAACGUAAAGCUUGUGGGGCGGCUGUAUUAGUAAAGAUUUGGUCCCCCCAGUUAUCUGCACAAAAUUAAUAAUUGUACUGACUGCCCAGUCAGGCUCCUAUAUAUAAACCAGGUAUUCAAGAAUUUGUCUCAUAUCUCUAAAAGCCAAAUGAAAUGAAGUGGUUUAUUAAGUCUUAGUUAGAAUUUGUCUUAAAUGUACAUGUCUCAUUAAGACCCAACAGACAUUUUGGAACUUUCAUUUAUUUUCUCAGUGCUAAAGUUGCCCAACAAAAAGCAAUUUCACUGCAGCGAGGAGAUUUGCGGUCAUGUCCAGUUACUCAAUCCAGACCAAAUCGUUGAAACUUGUGUCUGGGGAGAGUGGUGGCCUACCAUUUUUUUUUUUUUUUUUCAAGAAGCAGAGAUUUGGGUCAAAUGCAAUCCGGUGCAGUUUAGAACUAUAUAUAUAUAUUUGUAUCUGUGUUCCUGCCUCUUGCAUGGUUGCAGAUGUGAUAUCUGACCUGGGUUCCUACAGCUUUCUCUUUCAGUGCUUACGUUAAUCUGUGUUUUACAUGCAUUGAAGAGUUAAACCCACAGUAACCAACCAGACGCAACAACAGGAUGAGGCUAAAAUGCUCAUCAGAAGAGAGUUUGUUCAUCUCACCAAAUCUACAGUAUAAAUAAAUUGAUUCAAACUCA